CAUUGCGCCGACCGCAACGACGGCUCUGGUCCUAGGGUCGUCAAAAACAAACGCACCUGAUUUAUCUAAAUCUAGCAAUCUAGCGAACAACUCCUUCACGUCUCCAUUUCGACGCUUAGAGAGUUUAUUUGCGCCGCCGUCCUCCUCGUACAAACCAGAUGCUGCGAGUCAGCACACAAUACCAGCAUCUCUUACAUCCGGACUACCAAUGGAACAACUUCACGGUGUCCCGGAUGAGCGAUGGGCAUGCGUACAAGACGGUCACGGGAACAAAACGGUGGGAAUUUGGAUGAUAUCAUCUUGCCCAAAACAGUGGCCAGCCGACCCGACAAAAAAAAAAAAUGCGAACAGUCUUACAGCCUUUCUGCCGAAAAUUGUAACGACAUGAUUCCAGUAUCGGACAAGCGAGGAGUCAAUUACAAGAAUCGACAUUGCGCAAAGUGCGCUGAAGCCAACGCAAGUGAGAUCAUGUCGUUUGAACUGGACAUCAAUGGUAUGGUUACUCCACCACAGCAUUAUUCGCGCGCGGAAGCUUUAAGAUUUUUAUUCAAAUAUUGUUCAAGGAUUCGGUGGAAAGCGCCAGAUGGAAACAAUAGGAGACAUUGUAAGGCAAUAUCUUCCAGCUGCGAGACGACAUCGAGUUAUUUUCAAAACUGUAAAAAUGGAAGUUUCCGGAUCGUGUAUGAUAGAGCUACAGGAAAGAAUUAUAAAAACAUCUUCUGCGCAAAAUGUCUCAAGAGCAAAGUAUCGGAAUUUAUCUGUGGGCCGGGAAGUCGCUUUAUUGACGGCCGAAGCCCUGUUCAUAAAUACAAUGUUUUACUUGAUGUGUUAGAUAAGAAAAAAUCUCUGGUGGCUGUCUCCUGCCCUCAGGGGGAAGUGUAUGAUGUUCACCUGGAAAUCUGUCGAGGAGCUGGCAUGGGAGCGCCAAACAUCGCGAAUUUCGACAAGUACCGCGUGAUACUAUGGGUAACUUCUCCGCAUAGCAUUCUACUAAGAAGACAAGACUUGGCAACGUCUCUCGCUACAAGGUUUAGUCUAGAUGCCUCAUAAAUUGUACUUCUCUCAUUCAGUAAAAUGGGUAAAAUGUGCACCGUCAUUUUGACGUUGAACUAGAGCGGAACCACACAAACCUGAAAGCCAGAGCAAUUCUUGAAUUUACGAAAGAGGUAACGAUUGUAAUUCACAACAUCUCUUUUACAAUUUUCAAGGCAACGUCACGGUUACUGAAUUGCAUGCAGGUACAAGAAUUUAGUCCUUCGCAGUACACCGUCAUCGUCCACAACAACGUUUCCAUGGUUUAUUGAAAGCGUCGAAAGAGGUUUUCGUCAAAAGGAUUACUACUCCGAAACAACUGAGAGUCAAGGUGGAGUUCUCACCCCAAAGGGCAACAUAACGGUCUGUGGAAAGAGAUCGGUGAGAAACUGCUCGGGUGCUUACAUUUCCUUGGAUAAAACAGAGUACAUUAUCCUAUCAAAUGGAUCCCUUUAUCGAAAUGCGUCCGGUAAACUUUACCCAACACAGGACUAUUAUGUUGGGUUCAACGAUUCUGUCUGGAUUUGUACGUUGUUAGUCAGAAUUUUACUGGAAGGAGGAGAACAGAGAUAAAUUAAGUUUAUUAGCACCACUAUCUGUCACCGGAUUGGCGAUAUCAA
Molecule: messenger RNA, 1652 nt
Organism: Orbicella faveolata
Lineage: Eukaryota; Metazoa; Cnidaria; Anthozoa; Scleractinia; Merulinidae
Source: RefSeq, a predicted model, not a curated record